Molecule: messenger RNA, 3135 nt
Organism: Theobroma cacao (cacao)
Lineage: Eukaryota; Viridiplantae; Streptophyta; Magnoliopsida; Malvales; Malvaceae
Product: Pentatricopeptide repeat (PPR) superfamily protein
Biological process (GO): RNA modification
Molecular function (GO): protein binding; RNA binding
Source: RefSeq, a predicted model, not a curated record
CAAAAUAUUCAUUUCUAAUUACUCAAACUAGUAGAUGGCUUGUGGGAAUUUGUGUGCUUCCUUUACAAAGCCAUAAAGGAACCACAAUAGCCGUUAGUGAACAGCAAUGCUAAAACUCAAAGCAACCCAAAUGUUGAGACACUUUCCCUCCACGUCUCUUCAACUCUCAUCUUGUUCAACUUCUGGCUACCUUAACUGUCAACUGCACUCUUUCCUCUCCAACAACCCCUCCUCAUCAACUCUCCAAUCCCUUCUCCAAUCCCAUGCUCUCAUUAUCACCACUGGCAACUCAACCAACAACAUUUUCAUAGCCUCAAAGCUUAUCUCUUUAUAUGCCUUUUUCAACAAACCCCAUUUUUCCACCAAAGUUUUUGAUUCACUUUCCAUCCCAGCAAAGGACACCUUUCUUUGGAAUUCAAUUAUCAAAUCCCAUUUCUCCAAUGGAAACUACGCUGAAUCUUUUGAGUACCAUCUUAAAAUGAGGUUGCAUAACACCCCACCUAAUGAUUUCACUAUUCCCAUGGUUGCUUCUGCCUGUGCUGAGCUCAGAUGGGAAGGUUGUGGGAAAUAUGUUCAUGGGUUGACCUUAAAAUUUGGCCUUUUCGCGGAAAAUUCCGCGGUUGGGUCUUCUUUUGUGUAUAUGUAUGCAAAGUGUGGUUCAAUGGGGGAUGCUUGUCUUGUGUUUGAUGAAAUUAUUGUUAAAGAUGUGGUUGCUUGGACAGCUCUUGUAAUUGGAUAUGUACAAAAUGGGGAGAGUGAGAAGGCUUUGAAGCGUCUUCGUGAUAUGCAUAGGGUCGGUGGGGAUGGUGAAAAAAGGCCAAAUUUUAGGACUUUAGAAGGUGGACUUCAGGCUUGUGGGAGUUUAUGUGCUUUGUAUGAAGGUAAAUGUUUACAUGGUUUUGUGGUGAAAACUGGACUUGGAUUUUAUCCAGUUGUUCAAUCUUCGAUUUUGUCUAUGUAUUCUAGGUGUGGGAGUGUUGGGGAUUCAUAUGCUUCAUUUUCCGAAGUCGUUCAUAAAGAUAUUAUCUCAUGGACAUCGAUUAUUGGUGUGUAUGCUAGAUUUGGUUUUUUGAAGGAAUGCUUAGAUUUGAUUUCCAAAAUGCAGGUUGAUGGUUUAUGUGCAGAUGGAAUUUUGAUUAGUUCGAUUGUUUUGGGUUUUGGAAAUUUCAUGAGUGUAUGCGAUGGAAAGGCAUUUCAUGGAUUACUCAUAAGGAGGAAUUUUCUGUUAGAUCAGAUAGUUCAUAAUGCAUUGCUAUCCAUGUACUGCAAGUUUGGACUCUUAUCAAUAGCAGAGAAACUCUUCGGCAUAAUACCUAAUUGCAACAAAGAGUCUUGGAAUAUAAUGGUUUCCGGCUAUUGUAAGAAUGGACAAGAAGAAAAAAGUAUUGAAUUGUUUAGAGAAAUGCAACAUCUUGGCAUUGAAACUGAUUUAAACAGUUUUGUCUCUGUGAUUUUCUCAUGUUCAGAGCUAGGAGCAAUCCGCAUUGGCCACUCUCUGCAUUGCAACAUAGUUAAAAGUUACAUGGUUGACAACAUCACAAUUGCCAAUUCCCUCAUAGAUAUGUAUGGGAAAAAUGGAAAUUUAACCAUUGCAUGGAGGAUAUUUAAUCAGACACAAAGAGAUAUUAUCCCAUGGAACACAAUGAUGUCAGCCUAUACUCGUUGUGGGCAUUUUUCUGAGGCUAUUGCCUUGUUUGAUCAAAUGAUUUCGGGAAACUUGACGCCCAACUUGGCAACGUUGUUAACUGUGCUUUCAGCUUGUUCUCAUCUUGCAUCAUGGGAGAAAGGGGAAAUAAUUCAUUGUUACAUCAAGGAAGAAGGAUAUGAGCUCUGUCAAUCUCUUGCUACUGCAUUAAUUGACAUGUAUGCAAAAUGUGGGCAACUUGAGAAUUCGAGAGAGUUAUUCAACUCAAUGAAGGAAAAAGAUGCAGUGUCUUGGAAUGUAAUGAUUUCAGGUUAUGGAAUGCAUGGAGAUGCAAAAUCAGCACUUGAGAUUUACCAGCAGAUGGAGAAAUCAAAUGUUAAACCUAAUGCUCUUACCUUUCUUUCUCUUCUCAAUUCUUGUGCCCAUGCAGGCCUUGUUGAAGAAGGGAAGUUUUUGUUUGGUAGAAUGGAACAUUAUUUUCUAAAGCCAAAUUUGAAGCAUUAUGCUUGCAUGGUGGACCUUCUUGGCAGAUCAGGUAAUCUUCAGGAUGCUGAAGCCCUGGUUAUGUCAAUGCCCAUCUCACCUGAUGGGGGUAUCUGGGGAGCUUUGCUAAGUGCUUGUGUUGUUCAUAAUGAAAUUGAGAUGGGAGUGAGGAUAGCGAAGUGUGCUAUUGCUUCUGACCCUGAGAAUGAUGGGUACUAUAUUUUGAUUUCGAACAUGUGUAGUUCUAUGGGAUGGUGGGAGGAGGCAGAACGGACCAGAGAAAUAAUGAAGGAAAGGGGCAUAGGGAAAAAAGCUGGUUGGAGUGCAAUGUAAUCUGAAGAUAAUGACAUCCAGUCUGGUUUUGGAAUUUCUCAUAUGCCUAUACAAAUAUGGACUUCCAGGAUCCACCUGUGUUUUGUUACAGAACAUAUGGCUUGAUGGGUUCAGGGUUGAUGCUUUCUUCACCAAAAGAAUUAAGUGCAAACUGCAGUAUGCUUAGUUUGCAGGGAAAUUCAAAUGUGCCCCGGAAAAUGUGUACUUCUGGGCUCUGCCUUUUGUUCAGUAACAGAACAAAUGGCUUGAUGGAUUCAGGGCUGAUGCUUUCUGCACCCAAAGAAUGAGGGCCGCUCUGCAGUAUGAUAGCAUAGUUUGGAGGCCCUGGGAGAGAAUGACAGAAUGCAGGACUAGCGGCCAUAAAGAAUGCAGGGCAUGCUAUCAAUGUAAAGAAGCCUAAAAAGAGCUGUACAGACACUUAAAACCGUUCCUUGGCUAAUAGCCUAAUACAUAUUUGGUUAGUGGAGGCUAGUUGUCUGUAAAAAUGCAGAGAGAUAAGCAAAGGGAAAAGUUUGCACUUGAAAGCAAUAACAAGCCAGAAAAAGCCCGUGAGCUAACUAGAAACAUCUGGGCCUCACUAGGAAACUCUAAUUCAAUGAAUUUCUUGUAGGAAUAAUUUUGAGAGAGGAAUCUAUGAAGUGUCAAUAAGGAGACAUCCUUGCAUUACAAUCCCA